Molecule: messenger RNA, 1674 nt
Organism: Penicillium paradoxum
Lineage: Eukaryota; Fungi; Ascomycota; Eurotiomycetes; Eurotiales; Aspergillaceae
Exons: 3
Coding region: 1-1674 (557 amino acids)
Source: RefSeq, a predicted model, not a curated record
AUGGCCGACGUCCAGAAGACUGUUGAGGAGACCCCGGUCGUCCCUGCCGCUGAGACUGCUGUUGAGACCGCCCCCGAGGCUACAGCUGAGGCGCCCACUGAGGCCGCUGAGACUACUGCCACCCCCGCCGUGGAGAACGAGGCUGCUGAGCCCGCUAAGGAGGAAGUGAAGCCUGCUACUGAGGGAGUUCUGGGUUACAAGGGUCCCGGUCUUGUCAAGGGUCUCCGUUUCGCCAAGCGCUUCUUCUACUUCAGCGAGGAGGCGGUUGAGAGCAAGCAGCUCUCCGUCUUCCACCAGAACGAGAAGCCCGCCACCGCCAACCCCACCGCCGCCUGGGCCAGCCAGACUGGCAAGGGUCUGCUUUUCCUCACCAAGCGCGCUGAGGACAAGGCCCACCCUGCUGGCAUCUUCAACCUCGCUGAUGUCUCCGAUGUGACCAAGGAUGGCCACAACGAGUUCGUUUUCAAGGUUGGUGGCCACAAGCACACCUUCCAGGCCUCCAGCGCUGCUGAGCGCGACAGCUGGGUGGUUGCCAUCGAAGCCAAUGCCACCGAGGCCAAGGCUGAGAAGGAGACCAUCACCUCCAGCGAGGGAUACAAGGCUGAGCUCGAGAAGCUGACCAAGCCCGCUGUUGUUGUCGCCGCUGCUGCUAAGAAGCUCGAGGAGAAGAAGGAGGAGACUCCCGCCGAGGCUGGUGAAUCUGCUAAGGAGGAGCCCAAGGAGGAGAAGAAGGAGGAGAAGAUUACUGCUGCCAAGAGCCGCUCCCAGUCCCGCAAGCGCACCAGCAUCUUCGGUUCCCUGCUUGGUAAGAAGGACGCCGAGGAGAAGAAGGAGGAAACUCCUGCUGCCGAAGAGCCCAAGGCCGCCGAGCCCGCUGCUGAGACUGCUGUUGAGGCUGCUGCCCCCGUCGCUGCCGCUGAGACUGCCGAGACUGCCCCUGCCCCUGCUGAGGUCGUUGAGCCUACUGUUGAGACUCCCGCUGAGGCCACCGAGACCGUCGAGGAGACUCCCAAGGAGGAGGCCAAGGAGGAGAAGAAGAAGGAGGAAAAGAAGGAUGAGAAGAAGUCCAAGCGUGCUUCCAUCUUCGGCAACUUCUUCCAGAAGGUCGCCAGCCCCUCUCAGGAGAAGUCCGAGAAGGAGGCCACUGUCCCUGCUGUCGAGGAGACUCCCGUCGCCAGCACUGCUCCCCAGCUCGAGAGCCCCGUUGAGGAGGCUGCUGUCAAGCCCGUCGAGCCCGAGAGCGUGACUGCUCCUGCCGCCGAUGAGACUGCCGUUGUUGAGACCUCUGCCGCCGAGCCUGUCUCCUCCCCCAAGGAGAAGCGCCGCACUUCUUUCUUCGGCAACCUUGGCAUGAAGAAGGAGAAGAAGGCCGAGUCUUCGGACAACGAGGUUACUGAUGGCGAGGCCAAGGAAGCCAAGCACAAGAACAAGCUCGGUGGUCUUUUCCGCAAGCCCAGUAAGGCUGUCAAGCUUGACAAGGAGGAGGUUGCCGCCACUGAGACCGAGGUCAAGGCCGAUGCCGCUGAGGAUGUCUCUGCCGUUCCCGCCAAGGAGACUGCCACCGAGGAAGCCUCUGCUGCCGUUGAGGAGACCCGCAAGGCCGCCGAGACUGUCCCCGAGGACGCCAAGAAUGUCAGCGUUGCCGCUGCCACUCCCGUCCAGGCUGCCGCAUGA